Gossypium raimondii (Peruvian cotton) is the source of this 2499-nucleotide messenger RNA. RefSeq lists its product as uncharacterized. Bases 136 to 2418 code for a protein of 760 amino acids. The transcript is spliced from 17 exons. The record is from RefSeq and is a predicted model, not a curated record. Lineage: Eukaryota; Viridiplantae; Streptophyta; Magnoliopsida; Malvales; Malvaceae.
UUCUAUUUCUUAACUCCAGAUUUCCAGUUUAGAAUUGCAGGAAAAAAAGACAAAAAGAAAAAAAUAAAGGGGAAAGUUUUCAACUCGUUAAAUUCCGAAAUCCCAUUUUACUAUCCUGCAAAAUUUUCUUAGAAAAUGUCUUUGAGACACCGUCAUCUCAGGAAAUUCUCAAGCUUUUUGCCCCAUUUAUCCUCAGGCUAUCAUUAUCAGCCGUCUAGACGAUUACUCAACUCAGUAGCUUCCUCAUCGAGUCAUUUGCUUCAGCAAUGCAAUGGAAUUGACACUAGAUCUUCCGAGAGGUUUUCAGUCUCUUUCAGGCAUUCAACAACUUCACAACUAUCUCAAGUUUCUCUUUCUGAAACCCAAUUAUUGUCUUUCCUUAAAUCUGCUCUUGAUCAGCUUCAAGGUCCAAACCAUUGCUGGUUGAAUAAAGUUGAUGAAAACAAAGAAUUUUUGAAGAAGGACGGGACUUUUAUAGUUGUUGCUGGAAGAUUCUUUCAGAAUUCAGAGAAAGUAGGAUGCAAUCCAGCUGUUAUAUUCGAAAAAGUGAAGUUGCUUCAGCAGAGGUUCCCUUCGAUACAGGUUAUUGGUUUCCAGGAUUGCAUUUCAGUUUGCUCUGCUGAUGAUCGAAGUCAACUUAUUCAGUUGAUAAUGGAAGAAUACAUUAGUUUUCCUGUUUUGUUUUCAAACAAAAACUUUUCUAAGUUGACAGAGGAGGCAUGCUUCAUUUUGUCUAAAGAUUUUAAGAACUCUCUAGUUUUCCAUGAGAAGGACCUGGAUAUAGCAAUGCUUAACAAAGCCAUUGAAGAGUUAAGUGUACAAUACCAUGUCAAUAAUAUUGCACUUCAUAAAAGUUCGUGGUCAAAAGAAGCUGAGAUCAUUAAGGAACCCCAUUUUUGCACUGUCCUGCAGAAUUUACUUCUUUACUUCCCUGCAUGCAUCUCAACUGAUGAAAGUGGCAAGCGCUUGUUCCUUUCUGACAGCAAUCAUCAUCGGAUAAUUAUAUUUGAUGGUGAUGGGAAGAUUUUAGACUGUAUUGGUUCUUGCCCAGGUUUUGAGGAUGGUGAAUUCGAGUCAGCAAAGCUGCUUCGCCCAGCUGCUUCCUUUUAUCAUGAAACUGAAGAUUGCCUUUAUAUUGUAGAUUCGGAGAAUCAUGCCAUCAGGAGAGCUGAUUUGGAAAGGAGGGUUUUGGAAACAGUUUAUCCGACAUCUAGCAUCCACAAGAAAAGUACUGGUUUGUGGACCUGGAUAAGGAGUAAGCUGGGUUUUACCAGCGAUGAUGAUGUGAAAUUUGAAGAGCAUGAUUCCCCUUCACUAAUGUGUCCUUGGCAUCUGAUAAAGACUGAGGAUAAUUUUUUAAUUAUCAGUCGAAGCUUUGAAACAUUAUGGGUUAUGGAUUUUGAAUUGGGAGAGGUUAAAGAAGUUGUCAAAGGAUUUCCAAAUACUUUGGAGUUCUGCAGACACUUCAUCUUGGAGAAAGUGUCCCUCUUGAAAAAGAUGCCAGAUUAUCUGUUGCAACAGCAAAGAGAUGCCAACUUAGCACGAGAGGGCCUUCCAUAUGCUGGUCUCAUAUCAUGCGUUACAACAUUCGAAAAUCACAUAAUCAUGUGUGACACUGUGAGUCAGGGAGUUCUUAAACUAAAUAGAGAAUCUGGAAUCAGUUCAAGUUUCCAGUUUUCUAAUCUCGGGAUGCUUGAACUACCUUAUUGGCUGUCCUUCCCUCUGGAAAGCUUUUAUGCUGUUGCCACUGGACUUUCUGUCAGACAAACCGAUCAUAUUCAGCAAUUCAGUUUGUUGCCAGGUAGGGUUGACAUCCGGUUAAGCAUAGACAUCCCCACAGACACUGAACUUGUGGAACCUUUGCAUGAAAGUUGCAUAUGGUGCCAAGCAAGGGGCGCUGCUACUCAGUUAUCGGUGGUAGAGAAUGUCGCAGGAUCCUCAGAGAAGGUUGGUGUUGCUCAACAAUGGUAUGAUGAACUCGACAACCUUGCCUUUUGGGCACCUGAAUCAAAACUGGUAGUCGAGGAUGAGAAUGCUACUAUGGACACAAAUCCUGAAGAUGAGAGGAUGCAUAUUGAUUGUGUUGUUAAUACAAGCCCCGGAACAAGCGAGGUUAUAAUUUAUGCAGCACUAUAUCUAAAACUUAGAAGAAAUCAUGCUUUACAAGAUGACAACGAUCAAGAGAAAUUUGCAGCAAGGAUAGCAAAUAUUUUGAACCCUAAGGAAAAUGAAAGGUUUGAUGGCAAAUCUUGCACCAAGUUCUUGCUAAAAUCUAACAGAGAUUUGAGAGAUCUCUUUUUCAUAAAACCUUUGCAUGUAAGAAUAAAGUUGAAUUCUCAAGAUCACCCAAAAGCUGAUAACUCAAAGGACAUUGUCUUAACAGACUCCUCCCUUAAUAUUGAUGUAUCCUUGAACUGAAGGCCAUGAUUGUUGAUGCUGCCAUAUUGUUGUAAUUUACCAUAUAAUUUUGGUUUGGAAAUUUAAGCAAUAAUCUCUUCA